This is a messenger RNA of Ilex paraguariensis (yerba mate), 1275 nucleotides long. NCBI's taxonomy places the organism in Eukaryota, Viridiplantae, Streptophyta, Magnoliopsida, Aquifoliales, Aquifoliaceae. The record is from the annotation of a GenBank genome assembly.
GUAGCCACCGUUCUCAAAACUUUACAAAAAUGCUUUUUCAGUAACUUUGUUGUAGCUACAAGUUAUGCAAUUCGAAUCCUCUCAAGUCAUAUUUAGCCAAAGUUGAUUUGAUACAGAGUUUCCUUUCAGGUUUGCAUUUCAGGAUGAUACUCGAGUUGAUGGUCAAUAGCACACUGGUCCACAUCCAGAUGUCAAUGUUCUACAACAAUAGCAAUUGAUGUUCUUUCUAUAAUCAUUUCACCUAGCUAGCACAAUGUGGAACUUUGCAACCAAUUGCAUAGCUGGAAGCAUUGGGCUGAAGAAUGACUCUCUGAAGCGGACCCAAGAUUCUUUAGAUUGCUCAGACGAUGAAAUUUCUUCUACCACCAGCAGAGAGGAGGGGCUAGAGUGCCCGAUAUGCUGGGAAUCCUUUAACAUCGUUGAAAAUGUGCCUUAUGUUUUAUGGUGCGGGCACACCCUCUGUAAGAACUGUGUCUUAGGACUGCAAUGGGCUGUUGUGAAAUUUCCAACUUUACCAAUCCAGCUUCCGCUUUUCAUCUCCUGCCCCUGGUGCAACCUCUUAUCUCUCCGUCUGGUUUAUAGGGGAAACCUCAAGUUUCCCCGGAAGAACUUUUUUCUUCUCUGGAUGCUUGAGAGCAUGAAUGGUGAUAGGGUGCAGUCACAUUCAGCUUCAUGCGGGGAUCAUCAGCCAGUCUGGCCAUCAAAUGCCAAGGUAGCACUAGGAAGUCAUGUAAGCCACUCUAACCUCUGGAGGGGGCAGUAUGGUCAUCAUCCAGAGUCUUCUGGAUCAACCCAUGAUCAUAAUCGUGUCAAUCUCACUGUGGAGAGGCUUCAUUCCUCCCUUAGGAAGUCCCUUGUUUUCUUUGUUCAUCUGACUGCCAAAUUCCCGUUGGUUUUGAUAUUUCUUCUGAUCAUCUUGUAUGCUAUACCUGCCAGUGCAGCCAUCUUGGCCUUGUACAUCAUCACCACCGUUGUGUUUGCUCUCCCUUCUUUUCUUAUCUUGUAUUUUGCAUAUCCUAGCUUGGAUUGGCUGGUGAGAGAAAUCAUCACUUGAGAUGCGGGCUCUUUGGAGAGAAGUUUGCCUCGUAAACUGGUACUUCUCCAUCUACUGUUUUCAGCGGCACCAUAUGUCCCUUUCAUGAUUGUGAAGCCUACUAUCCUUCGUGCCUUCCAAUGUUAAGAAUUCCUUUAGCAUGUGGUAGCCAAGGCUUUUUUGGAUAAGUUUGGUAGUAUAUCCUUGGUGGAAUUUUUUUUUUGGUUGUUGGGUAUCAUUUG